Messenger RNA from Aphanomyces invadans, 159 nucleotides. RefSeq lists its product as hypothetical. The coding region runs from base 1 to 159 and encodes 52 amino acids. The record is from RefSeq and is a predicted model, not a curated record. The transcript has 2 exons. NCBI's taxonomy places the organism in Eukaryota, Oomycota, Saprolegniomycetes, Saprolegniales, Verrucalvaceae.
AUGAGAAUUCAACGCUAUUAUCAAGAAGUUCGCCAUCACAACGUGGAAGCUGACAUCGAGGGCAAUCCACAACUGCAAGAGCCUCCUCGCACCAAUCACUUGCUGUUGACAUACCUUAACCGCAACGUGCACCUCUUGUACCUGCUCGAUCAAACCUGA